Abrus precatorius (Indian licorice) is the source of this 751-nucleotide messenger RNA. Its product is annotated as acyl carrier protein 1, chloroplastic-like. The transcript is spliced from 4 exons. The coding region runs from base 99 to 533 and encodes 144 amino acids. Gene Ontology annotation, molecular function: phosphopantetheine binding; acyl carrier activity. The record is from RefSeq and is a predicted model, not a curated record. Gene Ontology annotation, biological process: fatty acid biosynthetic process. Lineage: Eukaryota; Viridiplantae; Streptophyta; Magnoliopsida; Fabales; Fabaceae.
AUUUGUUGUUUCCUUAAAGCAAACACUAUUCACGCUCUUCGCAUUCUCCGCCACCUUCUCAAUUCUCUGAUUCUCUUUUCAUCUUUGCGCCAAUCUUCAUGACGACGAAUACGCUCACCGGAGCAUCACUCUCUCUACGCUCUCUCUCUCCUCACUUCAAUCGCAGAUUGGCAUUUAAUUCAAUUGCUUUUCCAAGGUCUAGCUCAAUUUCAAGCAUUGGGAGAAGGAAUGUUUCUUUUAGCUUGCAGCCACGCUCAGUUCGUCUUAGAAUUUCCUGCGCUGCUAAACCUGGGACUGUAGAAAAGGUGUGCAAAAUAGUAAGGAAGCAGCUGGCUAUACCAGAUGACUCCACUGUUACUGGCGAGUCAAAAUUUGCAGCUCUUGGAGCUGAUUCACUUGACACGGUUGAGAUUGUGAUGGGGCUUGAGGAGGAAUUUGGUAUCAGUGUAGAAGAAGAUAGCGCACAGAGCAUCACAACAGUUCAGGAAGCGGCAGAUCUUAUUGAGGAGAUCAUCAGUAAACAGAGUCCUUAGAGUAAACAUGUACCAGAUGAAAAACAUCUCUAGUAGACAUGCUUAGUUAAACAUAUUAGUUGUGUCUUGACUCUUGAGUGUUUGAAUUGCAUAUUCUGCUGUUGCCUUGUUUCAUAGGUCUGAAAAGAAAAACAAAUUAGCGGGGGGAAUUAUACGAAGGUCGUGGUUUUUUGCAUUCGCAAGGGCUUGUAAAAUUAUGGCAAUGAUACUUACUGCUG